AUGAUGACUAGCUGCCCUCGUGAAUGGACUCGGUUUAUUCACCCUGGAUAUCGUCAUUUAAUUCCAUGGUGCAAACCUUUUCAAGGAAUUGUGGUGAAGAGAAGUUUGGUUACGCGGAUCAGAAAUCACUACGUCUAUUACUUUCCAUUUCCGCGAGUGUUUCCAUAUUUUUGCGAUAACUGUCAAACAAAUACACCGUCACUAGAAAUUAUCCAGAAUCACAAUUGCGUCAGACGUAAACCACGAGAUUUUGACCCUGAAAAUGAGCAAAAGAUUAUUACGCUUGGAUACAGAAGUAAAGCAAAAGACAGAUUGGCUGUCAUGGAAAGGCUGCCCAACCCGCAACAUUAUCAAGUUGUCUCGUAUCACUUUCACAACGAAGAUGAUCCAGUGAUUCGAGAGCAAUAUGUUCCAACACUUGCGGAAAUAUGCGUUAACCAAUCUUUGAGCUUACAAAAAAUUGAUGAAACGGUUGAUGAGCCUGAUGAAACGGUGAUAGACCUAGGAAAGUGUAAGAAUAAGGUAUCCGAACAUUGCAUGUGUCUCACAUGUGGACUUGAAUUUGAAACCGCUCCCGAGUACUUUGAACAUUUAUCGGUUGAGCCCGAGUGCCUCGAGAAUCGGCAAAACCCUCUACUUUUGACUCAAUGU
Molecule: messenger RNA, 651 nt
Organism: Mesorhabditis belari
Lineage: Eukaryota; Metazoa; Nematoda; Chromadorea; Rhabditida; Rhabditidae
Source: the annotation of a GenBank genome assembly